Molecule: messenger RNA, 3298 nt
Organism: Chara braunii
Lineage: Eukaryota; Viridiplantae; Streptophyta; Charophyceae; Charales; Characeae
Source: the annotation of a GenBank genome assembly
UCUCACUAAUAAUAGAUCGAUAGAUAUACACAAAAAAAAAAAAAAAAAAGGAAGUAGUCCUCUUUUAUUUUUUUAUUUUUUAUCUGUUGAUUAGGGCCGGGAGGAAAGUAUUGUUGGGUUGGUUCCCUACCUGCGUUUUCCCUCCCACCCACCCCUUUGCAUGCAUUUCCGGGUUGGUACAGUGCCAUGUCAGCAGUGCCACGUCAGCAGUGCCACGUCAGCAACAGUGCCAUGUCAGCAGUGCCAUCAGCAACAGUGCCAUCAGCAACAGUGCCAUGUCAGCAGUGCCACGUCAGCCAGUGUGCCAAGUCAGCAAUAGUGCCACAUCAGCAACAGUGCCACGUCAGCAGUGCCACGUCAGUAGUGCCACGUCAGCAGUGCCACAUCAGCAACAGUGCCACGUUAGCAGUGCCACGUCAGCAGAGCCACGUCAGCAACAUGACGGGCUUAACUUUGGGCAUGCCAGGCCAACUGGCCAGCGAGUCUGUUGCCGACUACAAACAGCGGUUCCAGACUCAGCUCGCACUGAUCGAGGCUGAGGAACAGCGCCAACUGGCAGCCAAGGCUGCCCGCCGACAGGCUGAAGCAGCGGCAACAGCUGAGAAGCAGCGGCUACAGGCCGAAGCAGACGCAAAUACCCAGGCACGCCGCAAGGAAGCCCAGGAUUUGCUACAGCGGCAUGAAGCCACCAGCAUUGAAAGGCUCAAGUUUUGGCACUUUGAACCAUCCGAGGAGCACACUUGUAACCACCUGCAGUCCGAGCUGGCGAAUAUGCAGCGCGCCAUGCGGAACCAUAAGGCUCAGCAAGAGGAUGCAGCACGGGCACUUGAUUCCCGUAUGCAGGACUUGGAGCAAGUUGCACCAAGACCGGAGGCUGGCGAGUCCAGCAGUGCACCCUCUACCCGCCAACUGGAGGAACGCGUCGACCACGUCGUCGCAAUGCUCGGCGACAUCAGCACCUUCGCUGCGCCAACCACCAUCAGCAAACAGCUGGACACCUUGAAGGCCGAGGUCCAGCAACUGCAGCUGCCUAACAAGGAUGGCAACAACACAACACAUUAUAAGAUGCCGACAUUCCAAAUUGAGAAGUUCGAUGACUACACGCAUCAAGACCCGCACCUGUACAUUGGCGCCCUGUUUCUCAACUCAAAGCGCGGAUGCAAGAUCUGGUUAAGCCACCUGGCAAUCGUCCACGGCGUCGACGUCGCAAAUUUGAAGGAUAAGAUUUCAUGGGAAGAGCUAACACGGCUAUGGAAGAAGCGGUUCAUCAUGAGCGACGCACCUGCACUCGCCAUCAACCGUCUCUUCGGCAUGACGCAAGGCAACACAGCAACACGUGACUGGCUCACGGAAUGGCAGAAGAUCGCCGCAACGCCCGAUCUUGACUUGCCAUUUUCGCAUCUGCGCCGCGAGUUCUACAACAGGUCAUGUGCUGCAUUGAGCCUUGCACUUGGUGAUCGCGAGCAAUAUGGAACCUUCGUUGAAAUCAUUGACAAGGCGAGGGAGAUCAUCAAGACAAACAGGGCGGCUGCACACGAGAAGUCAUCAUGGCAGCCAACCUAUGUGGAGAAGGUGAGAACUGGUCCGCGACCGCAGCAUGUCGCUGCAGUCCAAUCGAACAACAUUGUGGAGGACCCGGCAGCCACCCAAGCGUCACGUGAGGGAGAUCAGGUGACUGCUGUCCAGCCGCGAAGCAACAACAAGUCCCGAGGGAAUGAGAAGGCGAAAACAGCAUCGCCGGCCGGAAACGGACAGCCAGCACCAUGGGUCAAGUUUCACUUGACCGAGGCCGAGUACAAGUACCUCGGCCGCUACGGCUGCUGCUAUUGGUGCAACAACACCACGCACAAGACCUCCCAAUGCUCGGAUGAAGGCAAGGAGGAUGUUCCGCCGCGCAGGAGAGUCGAGAUUGUCGACCUUCACGCCUACAUUGCGAAGAUCGACCGCGAGUUCAAGACACAAUGGUACGACGACAUCGACGCACUAUUGUUAUAUGUACGCAUUCAGAUUGGAGAGGCGACCUGCAGCGCUUUGAUCGAUUGCGGAGCAUCUCGCAACUACAUAAGCCAGGACUUUAUGGGCGGCGCCAAGUUCUUCUCCAAGCUUGACCUCAAGUCGGGAUAUCACCAACUCGAGAUUCGGCAGGAGGACCGUUACAAAACCGCGUUUAAGACGCGAUAUGGGCAUUUCAAACGGCUGGUUAUGCCAUUUGGCCUUACGAAUGCCCCGACCACUUUCCAAGCGGCUAUGACAAAGGAGUUCCGACACAUGCUAAAUCGAUUUGUACUUAUCUACCUCGACAACAUCCUGGUGUACAACUGGAGUCUAGACCUGCAUGUGGAGCACCUGCGCACCGUUUUGGAGCGGCUACGACAAGCCAGGUGCAAAGCCAACCGCGGCAAAUGCGAAUUCGCAUGGCAGGAGCUGGAGUACUUGGGACAUUAUGUGACGCCGCAAGGCAUCCGUCCGCUUGCGGACAAGAUCGAGGCCCUCCGCGUGCCAGUCGUAUUCGAUGACGACGCACGCCGGUCAUUCCAAGCACUUAAGACGACCAUGCUCAUGGCACCCGUCCUUGGCAUCUAUGACACCACCCUGCCGACGAGAGUGACAACUGACGCUUUCGGCUAUGGCAUUGGGGCAGUCUUGGAACAACACGACGGCGACGAAUGGCACUGUGUGGAGUAUUUCAGCCACAAAGUGCCUCCCAUCAACUCGCUUGAUGAUGUAAGGAAGAAGGAGCUGCUCUCGUUCGUGAUGGCUCUCAAGCGAUGGCGGCACUUCCUCCAUGGGCGUCAUAGGUUCACAUGGGUGACGAGCAACAAUCCAUUGACCUACUACGAGACGCAUUAUACGGUGAGCAGCACGAUCGGACGAUGGAUGUACUUCAUCGACCAAUUUGACUUCACACCGAAACAUCUCCUCGGCCUCUCCAAUCGCGCAGCAGAUGCAGUUUCGCGAAGACCUGAUCUUUGCGCUAUGACACAUCAUGCCUUCGCAUUCGACGAGGAACUUCAGGAACACUUCAUCCGGGGCUACAAGUCUGAUACGGAUUUCGCCACGCUAUAUGCGCAACUAUCCUCGGAUCACCCGCCGGCCAGCCACUAUCGCAUCGCCGAUGGGUACUUGCUCUUGCACUCGCGGGGCAAGGACUUACUAUGUGUCCCACGCAGCCGCCGUCUUCGGAUUCGCCUCCUCGGCGAGUAUCAUGAUUAGCGACUCGCCGGCCAUUUCGGAGUCAACCGCACUAUUGCACGGCUUCGACAACAAUUCCGAUGGCCCGACCUCAUCAUCGACGUCA